AUGGGCGACAAGUUCGCUGCACCUCCAGGUUUUACUGCUUGGGGACCAUUUGUCCGCGACAAUUAUACUCCCAUACUUGUGACCCGCACCGAUAUAGCCUUGGCAGCUGCAGCGUUUGGUCUGGCCAACUUCUUCGCCAUAACCGCAUCUUUCAUCGGCGUUAGACAGACAAAAUCAUGUCGGCGCCCAAGGACUAGCGCAUAUAUCUGGAUGAUCUGGCUGGAGAUUGCUGCUUCGGUGGCUAUCUCUAUCGAGUUGCUAUGCUGGGUCAUUCAGAUUCAGCUGCUUCCUCAAAUUAUCAUUAAUCGUAUUCGUAUCAUCCUCCAAGAUCGGGUAAGAGGACGACGUCUCAUAAUAGGUACCGCAAUCUAUGUGACUUUGAUCAAUAUCAGCGUUUUCAUAAUCUGGAUGCCCGCACGGCUUCAGAUCAGCCCAAGAUGGGUUCAUAUCAACGCCAUCUGGGACCGCACCGAAAAAGUGCUGUUUCUUCUCCUCGACGCGUAUCUUAAUUGGUACUUCAUCCGCGUUGUAAAUGCGGAUCUGGUCAAGAAUGGUCUGACCAAGUACAACCGCUUGGUCCGUUUUAAUAAGCGUAUCAUCGUUGUCUCUCUCCUGCUAGACGUUAUGAUCAUUGGUGCGAUGAGUAUCCCCAACGGAUUUGUCUACGCUAUGUUUCACCCGCUCGCAUACUUAGUCAAGCUCAACAUCGAGAUGUCUAUGGCGCAUCUCAUCAAAACCAUCGCCUUGGGCCACCCGCACCCUAACAAUGACCCUUCACUACUAUUGACCUUCUCAUCUUCACCUGGCGAAGACAUGUUCAGCACCAAUAUCUUUGCAGAAGCGCCACGGCAACGACAUUCGCUCAUCCGGGGUCUGUUUGGUAGCGAGCAUAUCGUCUUUUCGCAAGAAGAUGUUCGCACCAGGGUUCCUGGACAUAGUUCUACACGCAGUGCAUCAAUACCCGACUACGAACUGCCGCCUUGGAAGUCUAAAGCCGACAAGAAACCCGACAACGUCGCUAGCGAUAACCUCAGUUCUGGUGAAGACAGGAGAGGCAGCAAUGCGAAUGAAAAUUGCUGGCGCUGGGACAGUGGCGUCUCAAGCAACACUAGAAAUCUGGAAGGAGCAGAUGAUGUCUCCACGCCAGAGGCCGCUCACUUACCUGCUCAUCGUCGUAUGUCAGAGCUAGGCUGA
This is a messenger RNA of Alternaria burnsii, 1194 nucleotides long. RefSeq lists its product as uncharacterized. The record is from RefSeq and is a predicted model, not a curated record. Lineage: Eukaryota; Fungi; Ascomycota; Dothideomycetes; Pleosporales; Pleosporaceae. The transcript is spliced from 4 exons. The coding region runs from base 1 to 1194 and encodes 397 amino acids.